Messenger RNA from Daldinia caldariorum, 1389 nucleotides. RefSeq names its product transcription factor Opi1. The record is from RefSeq and is a predicted model, not a curated record. Gene Ontology annotation, molecular function: transcription corepressor activity. The transcript is spliced from 2 exons. Gene Ontology annotation, cellular component: nucleus; endoplasmic reticulum. The coding region runs from base 1 to 1389 and encodes 462 amino acids. Gene Ontology annotation, biological process: regulation of transcription by RNA polymerase II; endoplasmic reticulum unfolded protein response; phospholipid biosynthetic process. Lineage: Eukaryota; Fungi; Ascomycota; Sordariomycetes; Xylariales; Hypoxylaceae.
AUGGAUAUAGACGCAAGCAGCAGCAGUGGCGUAAGCGCCCCAUCGCCGGAUCGCUUUCCGGAUGGGAGAGCCAGUAGUGUCAGUCUGGACGAUCCGGAUGUACGCAUGGCGGCUGAAGCUUUAGGUGACUUGAGAGCGGAUUUCGUAUCCUCUCCCCCGAAUAAUCAUGUUCCUAUUCCCGGAUCUCCACGCUCGCAAACGAACCGUACUCGUCCGGAACCCCUCAUCUCGUUAUUAACUACUUCGCACCCUCUCCUAGCUACGACUAUCGAAGGAGCCACUUCCGCCUAUGUUAAUUCAAAGAACUACUCGCCAAGAUUCAAGUCGAGCGCCGAGUAUGUCGAGGGUUACGUGAUCCCUAUCGCUAACACUGUAGGGUCUGUCGGUCGUGUAACCGGUGUGGAGGGCAGCGUUCGAUGGUUCCUGAGUGGUGGAAGGAGGCACAAGUCUCAGAGCUCUGACCUCGAAGCCACGGAUUCGGGUUCUAACAAACGCCGAAGAGUUGACGGGACCGGUACAUUCAAAGAACCCACCCCAGAGCUCGCGUCCGGCGUACAAACACCGAGGGCGUCAUUAGACCAUUCGCGCGAUCGUCGACUUUCGGUCGCAAGCACCGUGGACACCUUACCAGCAUAUGACGAUCUUCGAUCUCCACCUUAUGCCGAACAUUUUACGCCAUCCGAGUCACGCCCAAAUAGCGCGGCAUGGCAAUCCCGUCUUAUCAUGUCUACGUCAGGAUUAAGUAUCGCUAUGAGCGAAGAGAGCUUGCGCAGCCUUAAGUAUUGUCUGAGCUGGCUACGCUGGGCCAACGCACGCAUUGGUAACGUCAUCAACUCUCUGAAAUCCACCAUGGAGAAGUACGAAAAGGCCGAAUCUAGACAAUCAGACGGCGAUCAUUCCAUGGGCGGUACAUCAACUGAGGAUUUCGUCGACAGAAACCAGCUCGCAGCGAAGAUUGCAGACCUCAGGAUGGACGUGCUCAGGACUCUUCAGGAUGCUAUCAACACAGUCAGCAGGUAUGCCGGCGGUGCUCUACCAGAGAAUGCGCGAGAGCUUGUUCGACGUCACUUAACGAGCCUGCCCCAAAGAUUCCGAGCUGCAAGCAUGGCCGGCGAUGGUCAACAAGACGGCCGCCGCCCCGAGGUUGAUGGAGAGGCAGGUCGAGAAGCACAAGAGAAGGAGACGCGAGAGAGUGCUCAACGGGUGUUGGUCCUCGCCAAGGAGGGACUUGAUAUGAUGUACCAAGUAUCAGGGGUUCUCGACGGCACUAUCACCAGUGCUGAAGAAUGGUGUGAGAGGUUAGGCAGGAGGAAGCGAGAGCAGCGAGAAAGUCUGUUUGGAGCGCCUCAAGUACCGCAGGCGCCUUUGGAUGAGGUCAAGAUCGGGUGA